Rhodotorula toruloides NP11 is the source of this 1302-nucleotide messenger RNA. RefSeq names its product E3 ubiquitin-protein ligase MARCH5. Gene Ontology annotation, molecular function: zinc ion binding. The transcript is spliced from 5 exons. The record is from RefSeq and is a predicted model, not a curated record. NCBI's taxonomy places the organism in Eukaryota, Fungi, Basidiomycota, Microbotryomycetes, Sporidiobolales, Sporidiobolaceae. Bases 1 to 1302 code for a protein of 433 amino acids.
AUGCCGACCGACGACGCUGGUGAGGCGCUAUCCGCUCAAAGCGAGCUCAGACAUCGCGCGACUGCGCCUGCGAGCUCUCCCGACGACGACACGUCCACAGUCACUCCUUCGGCAUCAUCAAGCGCUCACGGUUCUUGGCAGGAUCAGCUGGCGCAGGCGAGGCGAACAAUGGCGGAGCGGAUGGAACAUGAGUGGGACGAACUCAGCAAGGAGGUUAACAUCGAGGGGCAGCGGGGUGAGGCAGUGUCGGGAGCAGGAGGAGUUUCCGAGGAGGCGAAUCUGCGGGCACGGCGGACAAGCUGGGCCAGCAGCGAGGGAGACGACGACGCUGUGGUACAGCAGCUCCUGCGGCCGAUCCCGUCGCCAACAGCCGAGGCAGUCGAGGAGGAGAAGCAGGACGAGGAGACCGCUUCUCCAGCGGACGAGAAGAUGUGCCGGAUCUGCUUUGCGGGUGAAGACGAGGAAGAGUCGGGCAAGCUGUUCAGUCCGUGUUUGUGUCGGGGAACGUCUCGCUACGUUCACACCAAAUGCCUCGAACAAUGGCGAAAAGCGGCACCAAACUCAACAGCCUUUUAUCAGUGCCCUUCCUGCGCGUACAAGUACCGCUUCCGCCGAACGACUGCCGCCCGCCUUCUCACCAACCCGCUCACCCUCACCCUCUUGACGAGCUGGAUCUUCGUCUUCCUCGUCUUCCUCUCCGGCUUCCUUGCCAACAGCCUCAUCUCGGUCGUCGAGACGCGCAACGCUGCCAUCUCAGGCAACGUGUUUGACGAUUGGUUUGUCGGCGACCACAUCCUCGUCGGCGAAGGCAUCCGCGAAGCCGUCUCCUUCAUCGAACACCGCCUCGAGGAGAGUCGCUGGACAGGCGGGCGCUCCCAUGCCAUGAACCGCGCGCUCGAGGGCUUCGACGGCUCGGAGGGCGAGUCGAUCUACCGCUUUGUCAACCCUCGUGCGGCAAGAAAGGCGCGCGAGAAGAAGCAGGAGCCAUCGUUGCUCGUGCGCGCCGUUUUGCACUUUACGAAGGGCUCCGCUCUGAUGGGCAUCAUGAGCGUAUUCUACUCCUACGUCGCCGCAACCUUCGUCUCUCCCCUCGGCCGCACCCUCUUCCGAGCGCUUCGACCAGCUGGCGGACGACGACGAGGCGCCGAGAACACAGGUUCAGUCUCGCAGCUCGUCAUCGUCGUCCUCGUCGUCCUCGGGAUCAUCAAGUCCGUCCGGCAGGUCUACCGUGGCGUGAAGUGGCUCACGAGGAAGGGUCUGUCGCGCGUCGAGGACCUUGUGAUCGAGGUUGGUGCGGCUUGA